AUGUCCCGUAAGCUGUUGACAGCCUUGGCCUUUGCCCCGGUAGUGGCUGCAAAUACCUGCCCGGGCUCUAAGUCGCUGAUUCACGCCAGCUGUCAGGUUGAGGUGACAGCGCAGGCUUCAUGCAAGGAUGUCAUGGCCGAGAUGCAAGCUCGAGUAGCUGGCAUCAGCACCGGAGCAUGGCAUGAUCCUCACAACAACGGCAUCUACAGCCUGGAAGAGCAUAGCGAUGAUGAGCUGGAAUUCCAGCGUGUCACAGGCAACAAGAAGUACACAGACAAGAUCAAAUUCACCUUCGAGGACGGCACAGGCUUCUGCAAGAUCCAAGGCUGCAGCGAGAGUCAGGUGUUCUCGAUCGGGGAUUUCAGUACCAACUACUGCAACAUGCGGAUGCUGUACUGUGGCUCUGCUGACGGCUGCAAGCCGGUGGGGAAGGACUUUGCCAUUACCGAAACCAACGUGAGCCCAUCCUUUGGAGCAUCCAAGAACGCUGGAGACUGUCUGAAGACCGUCAGCUCAGACUUCUUGGUUUCCCCAUUCCAGCCGGCUUCUCAGUGCCCACCCACAGAUUUUGAGUCCAUUCAGGAUUUUGACCUGGACGGCUUCAUUUCCAAGCGGUGGUACGUUCAACAGCAGAUGGAGGUCAAGUACCUUCCCAAGUCCGAGAAUCGCUGUGUCUACGCUGAGUACAAGCUUCAGGAGAAGAAAACCUUUUGGCGUUAUGAUGUUGCUGUGCACAACUAUGCAGAGGGUGUGCAGCCCCCUCAUACGCCCUAUGACUCUGGAAGCAAGCUCUGUGCAAAGUUGGUGGACAAGACGCGCGGGCAGUUGGAGGUAGCUCCUUGCUUUUUGCCUUCCUUUUUGGCUGGCCCUUAUUGGGUCCUUGACUAUGAUGAGGCUGCCGGCUAUGCCUUGAUUUCUGGCGGGCCUCCCAAGAUUGCCACUGAUGCAGGCUGCAAAACUGGCUCCUCGACCAACAACGCGGGACUGUGGAUUUUCACUCGAAAGCAGACCCGUGACGAUGCUCUGGUUGAGAAGGUCAGGACAAUUGCGGCCAAGAAAGGCUUUGACCUUUCUGUCCUUAAUGAUGUGGACCAGAGUGACUGUGAAACAGUCACACAGAUGGUUAUGUGA
Messenger RNA from Symbiodinium pilosum, 1131 nucleotides. The record is from the annotation of a GenBank genome assembly. Lineage: Eukaryota; Dinophyceae; Suessiales; Symbiodiniaceae.